UGCAGCCCAAUCAAUACGGCACCAGGCAUGUCCCCCUCUUCAUUGUGCUCAUCAGUUGAGAAAGGUAUUAACUUGCCUGCUCAUCUGGUCCCCUUGCUUUUCCCCUCUGUGCCCUUCAAAUCGAUCAAGAGCGGUGCGUACAGUAGCAAAUGCAAUCGCGAAAAUGAGCACGAAUGAUAUUCUUAAAAUUGCUAGAGAGUUUUCAACAACUCUACGGCCACAAGACAAGGAAUUCUUUGAAUCGAGUAGCUACGGCCACGUACUACAAGAUGUUAAUGAUGUCCAAUCACAGCGUGAAUUGACCAAAACAAUGAUAAAUAUGAAAAGGAUACACCCUUUUCUCACGGGCAUGGCCAGCCUAGAAAAAGUAUUUAUUGCCAUCAACUUUCCGCAGGUCUCUAAUGUCAUGGCGUGCGUUUGGGGCUCGAUCCGAUUCCUCUUAAAGGCGACAAAUCUCAACGAUCGAGAGAUUGACAACUUACUCGAUGCGUAUGAGGAAUUAGGAGACAAAAUACUCCCCUUGGAUGAAUAUACGCCCUUUUUCACCGGGGCUAGAGAGACCGAAAUAUGCUUGCUACACAUCUAUCGUGAUGUAUCGACCUUCCAUCAGCAUUUAUACAAGCUCUUUUCGCUUCGGCCUAGCUUAUCUCAAAGACUAUAUAAACCUACUUGGAAAGCAUUAAAUGAUACAACCAAAUUCUUAGUGGCAUCUCUAGAAAAACAUGGACAAAUCAUUAAACGUUAUGGAUCACCCUUGCAAAAUUCUCCAGCAGGUCUGAAUAUUGAAGAGUCUCAGCCUCACAUUACCCAGGAUUGGGGUUUUGUGAGUCUGAAGCUGCAGGAGUAUGACAGUGAAGUUGCAAAACGUCAAAAGAAUUUUGAUGAGGAACAGACAUCGAGGAGAGAAAGCAUGAAAACAAGAGUGUUGGAAUGGAUCUCAGCUUCAAAAGAGACAGAAUCUCUUCACAAAAAGUUUCAAGACACAAAGAAAUGUCCAGAUUCCGGUCGCUGGUUAUUCAGAAGAUAUAGCGAAGUCACUGAUUGGAUGAAAGAAGAUUUGCCUCCAGAGUCUGCCAUUUGGCUCCACGGUAGCCGAGGAUAUGAUGAGUUGAAUCAACGGAAAAAUCGCAACGACAUUGACCCAGAAAGCAAGGUCUAUUAUUUCUAUUGCCAGGAAGCAGACGCUGAUCACCGCACUCAUCUUGGUGUUCUCAAAGGAAUUCUCUACCAGAUGGUUGAUUCUAACGAGUACCUUAUACCCUACUGCGCCGACAAAGCUGAAUCUGGUGGAAGCACUACUUUGGCGCACGUCGAAGUUGCCCAAGCUCUCAUCGAAGCAUUCUUUGAAUACAAUCCCAGGCAAUAUGUCGUGAUUGAUGGACUUGAUGAGUGUGAAACAUCUGAAGAGAUGCGCAAAAUAGCAACCUUCUUCAUGAAACAGGUUUCUAAAUGCGACAAUGAUAUCAAGGCAGGCCAAUUGAGAUUACUUUUCAUGAGCCAAAUGAUACCAGAGAUAGAAAAAGACCAUAUCAUGCCGGAAGAAGAUGGCCGCAUACAGCUUAAGUCGACUGAUAAUGCAGAGGACAUCCGAGCCUAUGUGAAGGCGAGGAUCCCAGAGUUCUCAUUGCCGCGCGGUACGAGGGGCGGCUUUAAUCUCUCUGGAGCCGAUAAAGACCAAAUUCUAAGCAUUAUUUGCAGUCGGAGCGAAGAAAUGUUUCUCUAUGCUCAUUUGGCUAUUGAGUAUCUGCUACAGCUGCCAACAAAAGCUAUGCUCCUAAUGAAGGCUAAAGGAGAGAUGCUACCAAAAAAGCUUGAACAAAUCUACGAAAAACUUUUGGGAGCAGUGAAAGACGAGCUAUUGCAGCUUGAAGAGGGCGAGAUGCACUGGAAUAUGGCCAAGCAACUUCUCGGCUGGUUGGUUUGCGCAAAACGACACCUGAAAUGGAACGAAAUGCAGGCCAUUCUUUCGUAUGCGCCAGAGAAGCAAGAAGUGGAUUUUGACAACAAAAUGCUACGACAAGCAGCCGAGAAAUACCUGGGAUCAUUAGUCUACAUCUUGGAUGGCGGCGACAUUCGCAUUGUUCACUCCACAGCACGACGGUACGUCAAAAAUCAAGAUGAAGAGAAGCACUUGGAGAAAGUGAGGGGUGGAUGGUUCGCUUUCCAAGAUUACGCUUGUUCUCAGUGGCAUAGUCAUGUCGAUACGGUAAUAAAGACAUGCAAAACUCUCUUCUGCGACCCUCAAAGCACCCAGACCGAGUAUAUGGGAAGUUUUGGCUCUGCUUUACAGGACUUUAUCGACGCACACCGUCCAGACCUCACAGUGGACUGGCACUCGGAUUUUGCGAGAGACUUACCCUCUGAAUUAAAACAGUACUCAGAACUCCCAUUUUACAAUAAUCUUUGCUUAUUGUGGAAUCACAUUUAUACGCAUCAAAAGAGUGCAUAUGAUAUCCGAAAUACAGUUGGUAUUACUCGGAUAGAAGAAGCUCUACUGAGGAAUAGGACCUCUCUGGAAAAAUUCACUCCCGAUAUGAAGGUCCACAUCAACGACACAGUAGCGGACUAUUAUGGUACCAAUCUGUUCAAGUGUAAGCGCGUGCUAUGUAAAUUCUUUUACAUAGGCUACGAAAAGAAGGACGAUCGCGAAGCUCACAACAGUCGCCACGACAGGCCAUACCAGUGUCCAGCACAAUGCAAUCUGGCACCUCUUGGCUUCUCUAACAAGAAAGACUGGGAAAGGCAUUUGCGACAUUAUCACUCACACUUGAGCGAAGGACCAUCGGUAUUUGAGGCUUUGCGAUCCAGGCCCGGGCAAAACGGAUUCCAAUGCAGCCUGUGCGGCAAGGAGUUUACGCGGAAAAUCACCCAGCAGGGUCACGAAAGGAGUCACUUUGGUGAGCGUCCUUUUAAGUGCUCGUUUGAGGGCUGCACCAGGGCAUUUGCGAGAUUGAGUGAUAACCAAAGGCAUUGGAAGAUACAUACGAGGAGACAAGGGAGGUAAACCAGGUUCUCAUUCUUUGUUUUUAGUCUAAGACUAUAUAAGUGUUAUUCUUUUUAACGACUUCUUGAUUCUGCCGCUCAAUUCUGCUCUCUAACAUGAUAU
Trichoderma atroviride IMI 206040 is the source of this 3106-nucleotide messenger RNA. The record is from RefSeq and is a predicted model, not a curated record. NCBI's taxonomy places the organism in Eukaryota, Fungi, Ascomycota, Sordariomycetes, Hypocreales, Hypocreaceae.